Molecule: messenger RNA, 1140 nt
Organism: Aspergillus oryzae RIB40
Lineage: Eukaryota; Fungi; Ascomycota; Eurotiomycetes; Eurotiales; Aspergillaceae
Product: Zn(II)2Cys6 transcription factor
Exons: 4
Coding region: 1-1140 (379 amino acids)
Biological process (GO): regulation of transcription by RNA polymerase II
Molecular function (GO): DNA-binding transcription activator activity, RNA polymerase II-specific; zinc ion binding
Source: RefSeq, a predicted model, not a curated record
AUGCCGCCCCGGAGAUCUCAUAAGAAGUCUCGCAAUGGUUGCGACCAAUGCAAAAAAAGGAGAGUGAAGUGCGAUGAAGCCGAUCCAUGUUUAAAUUCUCCUGGUACAUCUCUUGCCGAGAUAUCCGCACGGACAGAUGCCGCAUUAAGGGUCUUCCAGCGCAACUUAACAGAUACGGCAUACUUCGUGCGCGAGUGGAACGGUCAAGAUCCCGAACUAAUGCACCAUUACUGCAUCUCCACAUGUACUACCUUAUCAGAUGAAGAAGAUGUCCGCCACGUGUGGAGAACUGAGAUUCCGAAAAUCGCUUAUUCCUAUGAGUUUCUCAUGCAUGGAAUCUUAUCGUUAUCCGCACUACAUCUGUCAUAUGUGAAGCCCGAAAAACACAGUCAUUACCUCACCAGCUCCACUUUCCAUAUGGCUCUAGGACUCCAGACCUUCCGAACUAUACUUCGGAAACCAACGGCGGAGAACUGCUUUGCGCUCUUCGCAUUCUCGAGCGUCAUCAUGGUCUGGAUAUGUGCUGUUCCGACCGACUCGAAGGAUGCACAGCCUCUGAGCAGUGUAAUUGAGAUGUUCAACCUCUGUCGUGGUAUCACUACCCUCCUUGAGUUCUUUCCAUUGAUUAAUAAGUCUUGUCUUGGGCCACUAAUGGCUCGAGAUUGGAGUGAGAAACGGGGUACACCACUCCGUCUAUUCAAUGGCCUUGAUGGCCAGAUCAGUAGGCUCAGAUAUCGGCUUACAGUCGAAGUACUCGCAGAAGAAGAAAGAUCAGUCUUGGAGCAUGCCAUCACUGAACUGGAGAAAACCUGCCAACGUAUUGAACAUGCCCGCACACUCUCUGCAAGCGGUAUGAUUUAUAUUUGGCCGAUUGUCGUCCGCGUCGGGUUCAUUAGCUUGAUCGAGCAGAGGCAGCCUUUUGCUCUUGUGUUGCUAGCUUGCUACUGCACACAGUUACACGUUUUCCGGCGUUUUUGGGUCUUGGAAAGACGUGCAGAAUCGCUCCUGUCCGAGGUCUUGGAAGUUAUGCCACCUGAAUACGCAGAUCUUCUGGACUGGCCACGGCAAUUUUGCUUACAUGGUCCAGAUUUGGAGAGAUGGUGUGUCCUUAAUCCAAGCUCGGAGGGAAUAGUCCAGUGA